This is a messenger RNA of Brassica oleracea var. oleracea, 2014 nucleotides long. RefSeq names its product serine/threonine-protein kinase HT1-like. The transcript is spliced from 16 exons. The record is from RefSeq and is a predicted model, not a curated record. NCBI's taxonomy places the organism in Eukaryota, Viridiplantae, Streptophyta, Magnoliopsida, Brassicales, Brassicaceae. Gene Ontology annotation, molecular function: ATP binding; protein kinase activity. The coding region runs from base 157 to 1848 and encodes 563 amino acids. Gene Ontology annotation, biological process: protein phosphorylation.
UCAUUAGACCUGCCUCCACAAUACUUAUUAGUGAUUGAUCAUCUCUCUCUCUCUCUGCAUUUGAAUUGAUUUUGCAAAUCUCAUCAUCUUCCUUGAUCAAUCGAAAGGAGAUUCUGUUAUAAAAAGAAAAAGGAAUCGUUGAGUUUAAUUUGCUCAAUGGUGGUGAUGGAGAGUUGCGGAAGUAGAGUCUUACCCAUGAUGUCGGAGGCGGCCAUGGAGCGUCGUGAGCGGAUGAAAGUGGAGGUGUUCGAAGAGGUCAUCCUUCGUCUCCGUCAAUCUGAUAUCAUUGACACGGAUCUCCCCGGUUUCGUGGACGACCUCUGGGCUCACUUCAAUCGCCUCCCGGCCCGGUAUGCAUUGGAUGUGAAUAUAGAGAGGGCUGAAGACGUUGUCAUGCACCAUAGAUUGCUUCUUUCGGCUCUUGAUCCACAUAACAGGAGGCCUGCUAUCCAAGUUCGUCUCGUCCAGGUUCAACAACCUCCACCUGACUCGGACUCUCUUUCUUCUCCUCCCAGAAGAAAAAGAAGCAUUCAUCCUCCGCCUGCCUUUGGUUCAUCUCCCAAUCUCGAAGCACUUGCACUUGCUGCCCAUGACCAUGACCACGAUGAGGGCGACAACUCUGUGCGUAACAAUUCUCUCUAUUCCCGUCCCCUGCAUGAGAUCACCUUUUCCACACUAGACAAACCUAAACUCCUUUUGCAGUUAACUGCAUUGCUUGCUGAGCUUGGGCUGAAUAUUCAAGAGGCGCAUGUUUUUUCUACAACCGAUGGCUUCUCACUCGAUGUUUUUGUCGUUGAUGGUUGGCCGUACGAGGAAGUAGACAGACUUAGAGUGGCAUUGGAGACCGAAGCAGCAAAGAUUGAGUUGCAGGAUCAAAGCUGGCCUAUGCAGCAAUCCUUCUCUCCUGAAAAGCAAAACGGGACAGCGAAAGAUCAUGUCGUAAUACCCACUGAUGGAACUGAUGUUUGGGAAAUCAACCUUAAACAAUUAAAAUUCGGGCAUAAGAUAGCAUCUGGUUCUUAUGGAAAUCUGUAUAAAGGUACAUACUUAAGCCAGGAAGUUGCUAUCAAAAUCCUCAAGCCAGAGCGUCUAGAUUCUGAGCUAGAGAAAGAGUUUUCCCAAGAAGUCUUUAUUAUGAGGAAAGUUAGGCACAAAAACGUUGUUCAGUUCAUUGGUGCUUGCACCAAGCCUCCACAUCUCUGUAUUGUUACAGAAUUCAUGCCCGGUGGAAGUGUAUAUGACUAUCUACACAAGCAAAAGGGCGUGUUUAAGCUUCCAGCUUUGUUUAAAGUAGCUAUAGAUAUUUGCAAAGGGAUGAACUACUUGCACCAAAAUAACAUAAUUCACAGAGAUUUGAAGGCUGCCAACCUUCUAAUGGACGAAAAUGAGGUUGUUAAGGUUGCAGAUUUUGGGGUGGCUAGAGUAAAAGCACAAACUGGAGUUAUGACAGCUGAAACUGGAACAUAUCGGUGGAUGGCUCCGGAGGUGAUAGAACACAAGCCAUAUGAUCACAAGGCAGACGUUUUCAGCUACGGGAUUGUGCUAUGGGAGUUGUUGACUGGCAAGCUUCCAUAUGAAUACAUGACGCCAUUGCAGGCAGCCGUAGGGGUGGUCCAAAAGGGAUUAAGGCCGAAAAUACCGAAGAAGACGCAUCCGAAAAUGAGAGAGCUAAUGGAGAGAUUGUGGGAGAAGGAUCCAAGCCUGAGACCAGACUUCGCAGAGAUCAAAGAGCAGCUAGAAGAGAUAGCCAAGGAAGUAGGAGAAGAGGGGGAGGAGAAGAAAAAAGCAUCAAGAGGAGGAGGGGGUAUCUUUGCAGCACUGAGGAGAAGUGCAACAACACAUCAUUGAAUAACAUACAUAGAUGGAUUUGCAUAUGAUAUUUAUAUAUAUCUCGACAGUGUAUGUCAAAUUGAAGAGUGUGUAUUGUUGGUUGGUUCAAUUGAUUUUGUAAGUUAUUAUAUACUCAAAACUCUCUUGUUGAUGUAGAAAGAAUUAAAAGACUCAUUUUGUUGUU